Molecule: messenger RNA, 1763 nt
Organism: Phanerochaete carnosa HHB-10118-sp
Lineage: Eukaryota; Fungi; Basidiomycota; Agaricomycetes; Polyporales; Phanerochaetaceae
Exons: 4
Coding region: 1-1725 (574 amino acids)
Biological process (GO): ribosome biogenesis; pseudouridine synthesis; box H/ACA snoRNP assembly
Cellular component (GO): sno(s)RNA-containing ribonucleoprotein complex
Molecular function (GO): RNA binding
Source: RefSeq, a predicted model, not a curated record
AUGGAUUUCAAAGUUCCAUCAGCGAUCCCUCAAGACCUACAAAUCAUCCAGGACUUGAUAGGGGAGCUGCCGCCCCCGCCAGUGAGCAAACUCGCGACACCAGAGCCUGUGCCCCGAAGUGACAUCGACGACUCUGUUGGCUCUUCGGACGCUGAAAAUGAUACGGACAGCGAGAGGGAGGUCGAAGAGAAUAUUCUUGGGCAGCUGGACUCGGACUCGGAGAGUACACCGCCUAUGGAUAAUCCAGGGGACACCACCAGUGAUUCUGACUCCACGUCAGACACGGACAGUGAGUCUGAGAAAGAGGCUUCGACCUCCCCAAAACAGUCCAAGGUCGAGGAUCUCGCCAUGGAUGAUGAAGAGGAUGGAGGGGCAGUGGUGUCCCCCGACCAAGUUCGGACCAAGAACGAAGCCUCUGAGAUCCAAAUUGUCGUUCCCGAGGUUGACCAUAUUGAGGAGCAUGAAAACAUAGAGAAAGUCGGCGAGAUCUCGAGCAUUGUCGACAAAGUCGUUAUAGUGAAAGGGCUUCCUCAGCAGGUACAAGGCAGAGUUUCAGACAGAGCUCUCGAUUCCGAUACUCUUCUCGUGUUUGAAGAUAGAAUCGUUCUUGGUUAUAUCUGGGAAACGUUUGGACCAACUAGCCAGCCAUUCUACCGAGUGCAGUUCAACAAUGCUUAUCCUCCGGACGCUGAGAAAGUUCAAAUUGGUCGUGAAAUCUUCCACGUCCCUGCACGGAGCAAGUUUAUCUCAGUCAGCUAUCUAAAGCAGAUGUUCAAGGGAAGCGAUGCAAGCAACGCUCAUGAUGAGGAACCUGUGGAUGACGAACUUGAGUUUUCCGACGACGAAGCGGAGAGAGAAUACAAGCGUGCGCUGAAGGAGAGACGCGCUGGCAUCGAUCCCGCUUCAAAGCAAAGAACCCUGUCUCUAAGAGAUGCUGACAUGCUGGAUGAACUUUAUGGCGCAAGUCCCUACGAUAACCCCUACGACGACAUGGACCUAGGCGCUGGACCCUCGCGCCCUCCACCUCUCAAGUAUGACGAUCCCUAUUCAGACUCCUACGGUCUCCCAGAUCCACCACUCGCGACUAGCUCCGCGGAUACUAGAUCGGAAUCAGACUUGCCGCGAACUCACCAGGAUAGGACUGCUGGUCAUGGUCGUGGUCGUGGGAAGGCUGCUAGUCGAGAGUCUUUCGGACGAGAUCGUGGUCGUGGUCGUGGUCGUGGUCGGGACCGUCCAAGAGACCGAGGCAGAGGACGCGGACGUGGGAGAGGUGGCGGAGCUGCUAGUUCUUGGGGUGGUCACCAAGGUACGAGCUCAUCAGAGGAGUACAGUGCCCGGAUAUCUCGACCGCUGUCGCCCACGUCUGCCGCGAUUGCCCGCGCGACGGGGCAACACGCCGAAGGCGGCGUGCAUGCUGAGGCUCGCCAGGGUAUGGGUGUCACCUCAGCGCCUGUGGACAACGGCUGGGGCUACCAGCAGUACCCUGGUCAGAUGGACUACAGCUAUGGGUACCAGCAACCAUUCGUCCAGCCACACAUCAACCCGCGCUUUGCGUCACAGUUCGGGAUGGAUUUUUCGUAUGCAGCGCAAGCACAGUCGAUGCAGUAUGCUGGGUAUUCUCAGUACGGCAUAGGAUACACUGGCGAACAUGCAUCCACAGGCGAGUGGGUAGGAAACUCAGCUCAGAGCGGGGGCGACGUCCAACACCAAAAUGACACUUCAUAGAACAUGCAGUAUCCUCAUUAUCACCUCUAGCAGUCACU